Cydia pomonella (codling moth) is the source of this 2258-nucleotide messenger RNA. RefSeq names its product lysophospholipid acyltransferase 6 (gene oys). The record is from RefSeq and is a predicted model, not a curated record. The transcript is spliced from 9 exons. Gene Ontology annotation, cellular component: membrane. Bases 789 to 2045 code for a protein of 418 amino acids. Gene Ontology annotation, molecular function: acyltransferase activity. Gene Ontology annotation, biological process: lipid modification. NCBI's taxonomy places the organism in Eukaryota, Metazoa, Arthropoda, Insecta, Lepidoptera, Tortricidae.
ACCACCGGUUUCUGGGGUAGUGCGCCGUUUUUUGUCUGUCAGUGAAUGUGUUAAGUGAUGAAAUUUCAAAGAUGCUGGAAUUACUUUUCUUGUAAUCCAGUAUUCUCUAUCUACGAAGUUCCAAGACCCUCACAAAAAAAAAUCGUUCUGAUACAAACUUUCAACCCCGUUUUAUCCCCCUUAUAGACUGAAUUAAAAAAAACCUAAAAAUACAUUGGUUGCUUUAAAAAAAAAAUACUAAGUUUAAACUUCCUAACAUAAAAUAAAACUAGUACCCCAUACAAUCAUUCAUCCCCUAUUUAACCCAUUUUGUUAUUGAAUUUUGCAAAAUCGCUUCAGAUUUCUUGUACAUAUAAAAUCUGAGACCUUAACGUCCACGGUAAUUUCGAAGCAUCUGCAUACAACCUUGUAUAUUUACGUUUGCACAUUACUCAGAUUGGAGACAGUACAGCCCGCUAAAUAAGAAGGUAUUUUAAGGCAUCAUGUGACUGGUGGUAUGGAAGCACUUCUCUGAGUUUUCUGAUUUAUUCUUGGCAAUAAAUUAGACUAAAGCAUAGGUACUUAUAUUUUAUGACUAUGCCGCGUCGCGCUAUUGUAUCCUACUUCAUUCUUGCUGCAGCCAAAGGUUACAUUAACUCUAAUUGGUGUACAAUACGUUUCGCACUCUGGUACGGCCAAGACGCCAGCUUUAUACUCUUAAUUUAUCAUAUUACGGUGCUUGAAUAGGACUAGUUAGUUGAUUUUUUCCGCAUCUCCGUAGGCAGUCAAUACACUUAUCGGUUCUGGCUAUGCUAAGUUACACAUUGUUGAAGACAAUACCACAUCAUCUCGUUGGAAAUUCUAUUCUGGCAGCGUCGAUAUUUUAUCUGUCCUGUAUACACUUACAUCGACAGAUUUACCAUUCGGCUGACUACACACUGGACAUAACAGGGCCGUUAAUGGUAAUAACACAGAGAGUUACUUCCCUGGCCUACUCGAUACAGGACAAUCUAACCCAGAAGGAAAUCAACUCGAACACGAAGAGUCCUGACUCUUCACUCGCACAGAAAAUCGAUAAGAUUCCGUCUCCUCUCGAGUACUUCGCGUUUACACUCGCCUUCCAAACGUUGAUGUGUGGGCCAGUAGUGUUCUAUACCGAUUAUAUUAACUUCAUAGAAGGCGCUCGAAUUGACGAGAAGCAAAGCAAGUCUGCUAACGAACCGUCACCUAGGAGAGCGGUGAUGUACAAGCUGAUGGGCUCCAUUGCGGCUGCGCUGUUGUACUUGACUUUGGCGAAAAAAUACCCAUUAGCGGUGCUCGAAGAGCUCACCGACCCCACAUCCGAGGUCUCACGCUCAUGGUCGGCGCUGUACCUCCUGUGGUACGCGUAUCUCUCGACCCUCGUGGUUCGCUGCAAGUACUACCACGCUUGGCUGCUCUCUGAGGCCAUCUGUAAUAAUUGUGGGAUGGGCUUCAAUGGAUACGAGAGCGACGGCACGCCUAAGUGGGACAAGAUGUCUAACAUAGACGUGUUUGGUUUUGAGUUCGCCCAAAACUUCCGCACCGCCAUCGCAAGCUGGAACAAGAACACGAACGCGUGGCUGCGCUGCGUGGCGUACUCGCGCGGCGGCGCGGCGUGGCGCACGGCGCGCGUGUACGCGCUGUCGGCCGUGUGGCACGGCUUCCACCCCGGCUACUACCUCACCUUCCUCGCGGGCGGCGUGUUCACCGUGGCCGCUAGGAAGAUUCGAUCAGUGGCGCGCCCGUUGUUCAUGGGUAGCCGGCCGAAGAAACUAUUCUACGACUUUCUGACGUUCGUUACAACGCGUGUAGCGAUGACGUAUGCAACCGUACCGUUUGUGCUGCUGCACCUGGCGCCGAGUGUGGCUUUCUACGGGAAACUGUAUUAUUCCCUGCAUUUCAUUGCCCUCGGCGCACUCCUGAUUCCUGAACGCCGAUCGCGUGCCACUCCUGUAAACUCCGAGCUUUCACAAAAAUCUUCCAACUCCAGUAAAGAAAUUCAUGAACCUAAUGGAGAUACUAAUGGUAAACUAAAAAUAAAUUAAACGUACAAUAAAUGGUGUCUAUUUUAUAAAGGUGAAGAGUUAUAAUUAAAAAUCGUAGUCUCGCAAUACUUUGACUGUCAAUAAUGCUUCCAAUUUAUGAAAGUUGCUGUUAUUAAUGACAUACUAUUUUAUUUUUAUUUAUUUUAAUGUCAGGUAAGAGAAACAUGUGUUUCCAUUGCCUGAAGUUGGGGAAACAGAAUUAUACAUUAUAAU